Molecule: messenger RNA, 795 nt
Organism: Pyricularia pennisetigena
Lineage: Eukaryota; Fungi; Ascomycota; Sordariomycetes; Magnaporthales; Pyriculariaceae
Exons: 1
Coding region: 1-795 (264 amino acids)
Source: RefSeq, a predicted model, not a curated record
AUGUCUUCAGCCACCAACACUGAUGUCAGCGAUGUUGCCAACGGUAACGGAAACGGCAACGUCGCCAAAGACGUGGAACUCCAGGUCCACACCGAGGAGGGAUCUCCCUGGCCAAACAUCUCGCCCGAAUUCGACGCCCAGAUGAUGGAGCACAUCCGCCAGCCAUUCGACGUCAACAGUGACAAGGUCAAAAUCAAGCAAUUGGAUGAGAACGGCAAUGUCGUUGUAGCCCCCGCAGCCUCCUAUAACUUUGUGCGGUUCUCGGACCUACGAGACACAAAGAACCGCCCAAUUCUGUGGGACACGAGAUACAACUUUAGAGAAGGCAACGUCCCCGACUCAGCCAAGCGCAUGGUCGACUACGAGAACGGCAACAAGAAGAGGGUCGUCUUCAACUCCAAAUGGAACGACGGGUUGCACCUCAAGUUCGACAACCACAUGCUGAGCGGGAACAAGCCCAAUGCAAACGUCUUUGGCAUCCGCUACCCUGGCGGCUCCGACUGGCGUGGCUCCGACUGGCUGCUCGGGAUGAAGUCCGGCAGCGAUGACGUCACCCUUGGCAAAAACCAGCUCUCGUCGCAGUGGAUGUUCGAGUCGGCCGGAACUGACAACACGGGACAGAAGCACUACAAAAUCUACUCGCAGCUCUCUUCGGCGACGGACUACGGAGGCAUCUGGCUCCCCGGGUACGGUGUUGGCCGCGCUGGCUACGACAAUGAUCACGAGUGGAGGACUUACGAAUACAGAACUGCCCCGCAAGGCUUCUUCACGGUCAAGUUCGAGAGGGUCGACUAA